Molecule: messenger RNA, 5789 nt
Organism: Hydractinia symbiolongicarpus
Lineage: Eukaryota; Metazoa; Cnidaria; Hydrozoa; Anthoathecata; Hydractiniidae
Product: putative ubiquitin carboxyl-terminal hydrolase 50
Exons: 1
Coding region: 2019-3323 (434 amino acids)
Biological process (GO): protein deubiquitination
Cellular component (GO): nucleus; cytosol
Molecular function (GO): cysteine-type deubiquitinase activity; cysteine-type endopeptidase activity
Source: RefSeq, a predicted model, not a curated record
GUAUUUAUUUUGGGACACUUUUUAUAAACUUUAUAGGGAAUAGCGUUUAAACCAGGAGAUGACGCAUUCCUUCUGGUUGCUAAAAGAGUUAAAAAAGUCUUUCUAUUUAAGAGAAUGUGAGGGAAAAAUUUUCGUAAUAGAAGGGGCAGCAGGAAGACCUUCUAGAUUACACAAGGGAACGUCAUACAAUUUAUCCUUGACAACCAAAGAUUUAUAAUUGUCAAAUGUCUGUUGAUCGACACGCAGUGUGGCUGCACACUUGGGAUCAAGCAAGGCUGCAAACGGGUUUGUCCUGAAAGCAGACUGUGCCUCCUUGAACCUAACCUUCUUCCUUAGACGUCUCUCUGCCCGACGUAUUACCUUGAUUUUUUCCCUUGUUUCGGCAAGCAGCUGCUGCAGAGCGAACUUUUGAGCAACCUCUACGGCAAAUAAAACUUGAGUCACAAGAGAGUUUUUUAAAUUUAUUAAAUUAAUAGAGUGUAAGGUUCUCCUAUUUUUCCCAGAAAUAUUUUUAACCUUCUUUGCUGCUGGAUGACCAAGGAUUUGUGCAGCUUCCUCAUAAACAGUGUCAGCAGCAGCUUCCUCAUAAACAGUUCCAUCAGUUUGACUUUAGUUGAAAGGGAGUCACAUAGACUUAUGGAUAACUUGGUAGCAACAGCCCUGUCCAGGGUCGACCAAAGAGGAUCGUUCAUCUUGCCCCAUUUUAUUGGUGUCUUAAUAUGCAGGUCUUUCAGAUAUUUCUCAUCAAUGUGACAGGAGUAAUUCGUGUGGUUCUUGUCCAGAAAUACACUCGCUGUCUGAAACUUUUCAGCACCACGUUCAGAGAAAAUAUCAUUGAGAACGACACUGUACUUUUUUAGGGGAGGAAACUGAUCUGAGUGACAAGGAUAAGCUGUCUCGCUUACCUCAAAAUCAACAUCUUUGUCACUGUAGUAGUUUUGAGGGUUUGGGUUAUUGGAAUUCAGUACUACAGUGAAUAAAUAUGCACAGGACAAAAGACCACCCUGCGUCGCCUGGCGCAUAGGGCAAGGCUAUAGGUGUCAGUAUUUAUAAGGAAAUGGCUCAAUCUUCAACAUUCUACCACUAAUUUAUGUCUUUAUGCUUCCAUCUCACCUUGCUCUCUACCGAUAAAAAGCCUAACUUCCAUACUCAAGUCCGCUAAGAUCAGUGGACACUUACUGCUAAGGGAUUCUAAAGAUCCAUUGGUUUCGGCAGCUAUACCAACAUUAAAGGUCGGUAGAUGGAGCGUGUCCAAUUCAGUCAGAAUUGCUGAAGCAGAAUUAAAGAUUAAAGAAAUUAUGGGUUCACCCCAUUUCGGUAAGGGCGGUUUAGGUCUCUGUCCUAAACCUAAGGGAACUUCUCUUAGACAGUCUCAUUCUUACAGGAAAUUAGUAUCGGUGACUGCAAAAGAAAUUGAUGGUGAAAAGGAUAUAAGCAGAGCUUUGCAAAUACAGGUACAGGUAAGUUGGACCAGAUGGGACAACUACAUUAAGAACGACCUCUCCUGGAAGUCCUUGCUUGCCAUGCCACCAAACCUGUUGUCGUUCUGUUUAAGCUCCACCUAUGAUGUUCUUCCUUCUCCGAGUAAUUUAAGGCGUUGGCGUAUAUGUACCGAAUCCUUAUGUUUCUUGUGUUGAAAACAAGUCUGCACUACAGCUCACAUUUUAGGGGCCUGCAAAACGGCUUUAACACAGGGUAGAUUUACGUUUCGUCACGACUCUGUCUUGCGCGAACUUUUACAGUUGAUCACCACGUUUUCCAAAUCUAUUUCCUCUCCUGUAAAGCACCUAAAUAAUGUAAAAUUUGUUAAAGCAGGUAGUCACUCAUCUAGCAAAAAAUCAAAACCGGUAGGCCUUUUGCAUCUUGCCACUGACUGGUUAUUUCUUUCAGAUUUAAAUGGUGAACUUAUUUUUCCUGGUCAUAUUGCCAUAACAUCGCUUAGACCAGAUCUUGUCCUGUAUUCCAACAACAGCAAACGUGUUAUUUUAAUUGAACUUACAUGCCCUUGUGAGGAAAACAUGGAAACCUGGCACUCCAAAAAGCUCUCUAAAUACAUCCCUUUGAUAAAUAUCAUCGAGCAUAAUGGAUGGCACGUAAAUCUGUUCGCGAUCGAAGUGGGUGCACGUGGAUAUUGCUUUCGGUCAGUUGCAAUUUGUUUAAAAAGAUUGGGUUUCCCAAACAAAGAAGCUUUCCAAGCCUUCCGGAAAUUAGGCGACAUUUGUAUGAAAGCAUCCUUCUGCAUUUGGCUAGCCAGGAACUCAAUUACGUGGAACCAAGGCAGCUGCAAUCUUGUGCCAGGCUCAACAUCUGUUCCUACCCCUCUAUUGCCAAAGGUUACAAGCCCGCAGCAACAACAACAGCAUCAACAACGAAGGCCAACUGUGGAUAAAAGUCACUCACACCCGGAACCAGAACCGCCUACCAACAGCACUCCAGCAAAACCAACUUAUGCUGGUCUGUUUAAUAAAGGGAAUACAUGCUAUGCUAUUUCUAUCCUGCAAGCAUUAUCUGUAACUCCUGCACUUUGGUCACAAAGUGCAUCGGAGUCCUCUUUUGUUUCCCCCCUGGCCAAGUCCGUCUUGCGGACUAUGUCUCUGUUGUCUAAAUCCACCUCAGUUGUAGACCCUUCCGCUUUUCUCCGAGCGUUACAACGUAAGAUGUCCAAUGCUAGGAACAACCCAUUCAAUAUUAACACACAGCAGGAUGUUCCUGAGAUUCUACCUCAUGUAUUAAACGAGUUAACAGGGCCAUCAGUUAUCGCUAACAAUAUUAUUACCAACAAAGUAACUACAACAAUAUCUUGUAAUUCAUGCCUCUUGUCUUCCAGUAGGGAGGAAAGUAUGUCCAUUCUGCCACUCCCUGUUUCAAACAACAUAACAGGCUCCAUUAAAGCUUUUUCGCAACCAGAAUAUAUGUGUGGAAAUGACAGAUGGAUGUGCCCACAGUGCUCUUCCCUUCAAGACAGUACCCGGGAAACUGUCUUCACCCAGUGUGGAGAUAUACUGAUCAUCCAACUGAAAAGGUUUAAUUGUAUCCAAGGAAGAUCUGUGAAAAAUAAUAAAUUUGUUUCUUGCCUCGCCCAAGGUCACGACACCCUAAAUGUUUAUUCCCAUCCUGCGGAGGAUAUAUCAUUCACAAACCAAUAUAAAUUAACCGCCACUAUUAAUCAUUCAGGCACACUGGCGGCUGGUCACUACUGGGCUUUCAUAAGAGAUCAGGGUGUUAAUACAUGGUUAAAAUGUGAUGAUAGGGCAGUGAUUAGAGUCAAGCCAUCUGAUCUAGAUAACUCCACAGUGUAUGUGUUAUUUUUUGUCAAAAUUUAAAUAGUGUGAAUUCGCACUAAAACGGGAGUACAUUAUAUCAAAAGAGGGGGAGGGAUCUCUUUUUCCUAGCGGUUUGAAAUUACCCCUGCUGUGUGUUUUACAUACAGUUUACCGUUAUUCACGAGUUCGCUCACUCGCCCCUUUCCUAGAAAGCAAUUAUAAGAAGCUUAGCAAGGGGGCUUGGCAAUUGCCUUGUCUUUGGGUGUAACGACCCCACUUAUAACCCCAGUUCUGUAGGGAGGCUAAGUUGGCUCACUUAGUCUACCGGGUUAACGAUCCUGCUAUACCUGAUGUUACGAAGAAGCUAUAUAAGGGGUUUUCAUUUCUAUCUUUCUUGUGUCCGUGACUUUACAUCCACGUUCAUUACUCCACUGUCUUCAGGCUGGUCCAAAGCAAAUGGCUGGUCCAAAGCGACAACUACCCGUGUAAGGCUGAGUGUUGGGAUCCCGUAUCACAUGUGGAAAGCUACUGCCAGGUUCACAAGUCCUGGCACUCGGGUGGUUGUCUACUCAUAUUUAUAGUUUUAUAUUUAUUUAUUUAUUUUUAUAGUAAAUUCUUUGUUGUAUUGUUGUCGUUAUGUCUGUCUUCUGUUUUCAUGUUGUCAGUUUUUGUGUACCGACCGUUAGUUGUACGUAUUAUAUUGUGUAGAGAGGGCUGUUUGGUUCAAUUACCUUGAAUCUACAGACUAUCCUUGCAAAAAGGGAGAUCUUGCAUUGCGUUUUGAUCUUUAGAGGGUGUAACCUCUACAAUUUUAACUUCAAGGGUCGUUAGACCAGUUCCAUCAUCACAGCUUGCUGUCUUGUUAUCUCAAAAUCAUAUAUGUCUAUAUAACUAUAUACUACGUCAAAAUAUUAAAAGUGCAUACUGUUGUGCAAAAGAAAAUUUUUAAAAGAAGAAAAGUCUGGGGAUGGGUUGAGAGGAAUGAAUUAAGAACAGCAAGUGUUAGCAUUAUUUUUUUUUACCACCUAUAUCCUCCUCCUCUCCCUCUUCCACCGUUCUUCCUCUUCAACUUCGCCCGCUCCCGCAUAUCAUCCUCCUGUGUAAAGGUGCGUGAGCCACCAGACGCCUUCCAGGAUUUGUAAUUUUGGGAGCUUAUAAAAGCUCCCAAAGUCUUAUUUUGGGACAAAAGUCCCGGAAGGCGUCCCACCACAAAUCCAAUUUCUCUGCUGAUAACUCCUAAAAAAUAAGACAAUUGUGGAAAUGCCACAUUCUAAACUUCUAAUCGUUCACUAAGUUACUGUUACUGUUUUAUUACAUUCUACACUUCAAAGCAAUUAUUUCUAGUGCAUAACUUACUUUAACUUUCUCCUCUAAAGCCUCAAUUUCCCCCCCCCCAGGGUAUCAAUUCUCUGCUUUAACUCCUACAUAAAGAUAUCUCUCAAAUUAAUUGAAUACUUUCAUAUGCUAAUUCUUGUAUGCUAAUCCAACUAAGUAUUAUAUUAUCUUAUUUGGCUGCUAAAAGUAGUAGAGGUAGCCUUUAUCUCAUUCGUAUAAUGAGAUGACAAUGAGUUCAUAUACAUAAUGCAAUCUAUGGCAGUCAGGAUACCAAGCCAAUAACAACAGCUAGUCUAUGUAAGACCGCCUUUAUGUGGCAAAACUUUAGCAUUUAUUUUAAAGAUAUAAUACAGAAACAUGAACACCAUCCUCAGUAUUAAAUUUUAAUACAAAAAAGCCUUACAUGAAUGCAAAAUUUUGCAUUAAAGAAAUGCAAUUUUAGUAUUGAAAAGGUAAAAACCGAACUAUGAAAAUACUUACAUUUACCAGCUCACUUUCCAUUUUUAAAUAUUUCACUAAAUAGGGAGUUAAAAGCACCGAAAUAAACAAGAAUGUUUGCAAACAUUUCAUGCAAAGAGAGUUUUAUUGCCCUGGCUGUUGGUUGAAGAGCGUGUAGACACAACAUGUAGACAAAAACAACACGAUCUAUUAAAUUUUAAAAUCCUAAAUUAAAAAUUUCAUCAGGCCUAUCAAUACGAAAAUAACACCAGAGCAACAAAUCGCUCUCAUAAGGUUACAAUAAUUUAAACUGGGCAAGCAUUCUAAAUAAAUAGAAUAAGUUUAAAAAAAGUCCUUUUUAUCUAUUUAAUUUCAUCUUUUUUUAUAUAUUUUAGUUCUUUUUUACUGUAAACAAUAAGAAAGAGAACAUUGAUUUCCAUGUGAGAUGAAUUGAUAUUGCUCAGGCAGAAAAACUUUUUUCGGAAUUGGGAGAGCAAUUAAUAGCUCACCUAGUUUCUUAUUUCUUAGAGUUAAGUUAGCGUUUGCGUGAGCAAGAGCAAUUGCUCGCCCCUUAUUGAUAGGCCUGAAAAGUCUACAAGCUCUUCUUGACAACCUGCACCACGAGAAGGUAGCCAAUGGGACUAAGCAGGUCAUACCUAAAAUAAAGGGCAGAUUUAUGUUGCAAUUAACAUUUUAAGUAAAAAAGAGUUACCCCAUUUUGGAGAUGUACACCCCAUUUUGGUGAUGUACUGG